Molecule: messenger RNA, 1089 nt
Organism: Pollicipes pollicipes
Lineage: Eukaryota; Metazoa; Arthropoda; Thecostraca; Pollicipedomorpha; Pollicipedidae
Product: protein SMG9
Exons: 8
Coding region: 97-1089 (330 amino acids)
Biological process (GO): nuclear-transcribed mRNA catabolic process, nonsense-mediated decay
Source: RefSeq, a predicted model, not a curated record
CGCCCGUUCCGGAUGCGUCCGGCGUCGCGUGCGGGUUGCUGCCGCACUCAAACGGAGUAGAGGGUUCGCACUUCUCGCUGUUGCCGAGGAAGCACCAUGGACUGUCCACAGCCAGUGCUGCUGACCAAGGAGUCAGGCAAUGAGGCAAGACCUGCCUCUGUGGAACGUCCCAUCACUGUUAUGCGCAAGGACGAGACAGUGGUUUUACCUUCCAUAGAGCCUGCUGCUGAGCCACGUCCGGCAUCAAGAAAGCAGCUGAAAGAGCAUGGACUGCUCCCUCAGACAAUGUCCCGGCCGUGUCCACUUCUCAACGAGAACCUGCAGAUGGUGGACACUGCCAUCUCGUGGCUGGGGGAGGGAACUGAGUAUCUAGUCGUCGGCGUCGUGGGGCGCCAGGGAGUCGGUAAAUCGACGGUCAUGUCCAUGCUGGGCGGAGAAGCUCCAUUUUGCCCGCUCAAGAAGUACCUGUUCCCGCCGGAGACGGUGCAGCAGGUGCUCAACAGCGAGCACCGCACCAACGGGGUGGAGAUGCUGGUGACGCCGCAGCGGGUGGUGCUGCUGGACACGCAGCCGAUCCUCUCGCCGUCAAUCGUCGACCUGCUGGCGCAGGGCGACCGCAAGCUGCCUGGAGACAGUGGGUCGCUGGAAACGCAGAUGGAGCUGCUGGCGCUGCAGCAGCUGGCCUUCCUGUACACCGUCUGCCACGUGGUACUGGUGGUGCAGGACUGGUGGGUGGACGGCGACCUCGUCAGACUGCUGCAGACUGCGGAGAUGCUGAAGCCGGCCUCGUCGACGGCCCUGUCGGACGCGACACCCACCGAACACUACCCGCAGCUGGUGUUCGUCCACAACCGCUGCACGCUGGCACACUUCCAGCCAGACAGCAUCAGCCAGAUGCAGGAGUUCUACCGGUCGGCGUUCGGCUCGUGCGGCCUGUCCGUGAGCGGCGGCGUCGGCGUCGGCACCGGCCAUGUGGUCAGCCAGGCGCAGCCGGAGGUCACGGGCAAGCCGGCCAACCUGCUGCUGCUGCCGCAGUUCCUGCCGGCCGAGGACGGCGUGACUGAAGCUUGUAAAAGAGUCGGAGCAUAG